AUGGAUCAAGCCUCGAGCAACACAGCGUCUUCCAACGUGGAAUCUACGAUUUCCGCCCUUCGGAAAGACCUGACCUCCGAAGACGUCCCUCUGGCCCGUCGUUUCCGUGCCCUUUUCUCCCUCAAACACGUCGCUUCUCAGUCCCCGGGUCCUCAGGCUACGGAUGCAAUUGAGGCUAUUGCUGCCGCGUUUGCAUCGCCCUCAGCGCUACUUAAACAUGAAUUGGCAUAUUGCCUGGGCCAGACUAGAAAUCUCUACUCGGUGCCUUUCCUAAGGGCGGUGCUCGAGAAUAAGUCAGAAGACGCCAUGUGCAGACAUGAAGCGGCCGAGGCGUUGGGCGCUCUGGGAGACUUGUCAAGCCUGGAAAUCAUGAAGCAAAUGAAGGAUGAUGCGAAUGAGCCCGUGGUGGUUAGGGAGACGUGCGAUAUCGCAAUUGAUCGAAUUCAGUGGGCGCAUUCGCAGGGCAGACAAGACGAAACAUUGAAACCCAGUGAUUUUUCAUCCAUCGAUCCAGCGCCACCCAUGCCACUAUCAACCCAAACUCCAUCAAUACCCGAGUUACAAAAGACACUCCUCGACUCCUCUCUUCCUCUCUUCAAGCGCUACAGAGCCAUGUUUGCUCUCCGGGACCUUGCUUCCCCACCAGACCUUCCUACCGCAGAAGCCGCAGUCCACGCACUCGCUUCUGGCUUUGUCGAUUCAUCAGCCCUUUUCAGGCACGAGGUAGCCUUUGUAUUUGGCCAAUUGUCACAUCCGGCAUCAAUUCCCGCUCUGGUGUCUGUUUUGGAGAAUCGAAAGGAGGAGAGUAUGGUCCGCCAUGAGGCUGCCGAAGCCUUGGGUAGUCUAGGAGAAGAGCCUGGAGUGGAGGAUAUUUUGAGAAAUUUCCUCGAUGACCCAGAACAGGUUGUUCGCGAGAGCGUCAUUGUGGCCCUCGACAUGGCCGAGUAUGAGAAAAAUGGAGAGAUGGAAUACGCCAUCGUUCCGGAGCCCGUGGCUGCUUAA
Exophiala spinifera is the source of this 1002-nucleotide messenger RNA. RefSeq names its product deoxyhypusine hydroxylase. The record is from RefSeq and is a predicted model, not a curated record. The coding region runs from base 1 to 1002 and encodes 333 amino acids. Gene Ontology annotation, molecular function: deoxyhypusine monooxygenase activity. Lineage: Eukaryota; Fungi; Ascomycota; Eurotiomycetes; Chaetothyriales; Herpotrichiellaceae. Gene Ontology annotation, biological process: peptidyl-hypusine biosynthetic process. The transcript has a single exon.